AGGAGGGAUGCUGCUGGUGUGAGCGGAGCUCCACGGCUGGAAGGAAGAAAAACAAGUUUAAAUCCGGACUGAACUGCAGAGAAAGUGCUGCUGGUGGAUUAUCGGAGUCUGCUGCGGUGAACCGGAUCAGACUGGGACCAUGGUCCAGCACAGGGAGCAUCCCGGAGCGGGAAUCACCAAGGAGUCCCGCGAGGCGACGGACACCGAGGAGGGUGAGCUGCUGGCGGCUUCGGCCUGCAGCGCCGUGCCGCUGAAGCCGGACUGGUGUAAAACCGCCUCGGGUCACAUUAAGCGGCCCAUGAACGCCUUCAUGGUUUGGUCAAAGAUCGAGAGGAGGAAGAUCAUGGAGCAGAGUCCCGACAUGCACAACGCGGAGAUCUCCAAGCGGCUCGGGAAGCGCUGGAAGAUGCUGAAGGACACCGAGAAGAUCCCGUUCAUCCGGGAGGCGGAGCGGCUCCGCCUGCAGCACAUGGCCGACUACCCGGACUACAAGUACCGGCCCAAGAAGAAGCCCAAGACCGAAGGCUGCGCGUUUCCAGCGGGGAAGUCCUCCGCUCAGUCCCCGGAGAAAAGCGGCGGCAGGUCGGCGGUUAAAAACUCCGCGGCUGCUAAGAAGCUGAAGGCCGGGAAGAGCGCGGCUCCAGCCGGCAGGGCGGCCGGCCCCCCGCCGCAGAGCCAGGAGCACCGCUACCGGUACAUGGUGAGCUCCGGGUUCAAGAGCAGCAAGCGGGACUUUACCGACGAUGAAGAGGAGGAGGAGGAGGAGGACUCCGAGGAGGAGGAGGAGGUGGAGGAGGAGGAGGAACCGUCCCGCCUCAGCUUCCAGGUUCAGUCCGAGUCCUCCGGGCGGCUCUUCUACAGCUUCAAGAACAUCACCCGGCAGGGCGGCGCCUCCUACCCGGCCUCCCUCUCACCCGCAUCCUCCUCCCGCUCCGGAUCCACCUCCUCCUGCUGCGGGGAGGACCUGGACGAGCUCCCCGCGGAGGAGAGGGCCGACCUGGCGCUGGGCUCCCUGGGGGACCCCUGGACCUCGUCCUCCGGGAACCUGAGCCUGUCCCUGGUGGACAAAGACCUGGACUGUGAGGGCAGCCUGGGCUCCCACUUCGAGUUCCCGGAUUAUUGCACCCCGGAGCUCAGCGAGAUGAUCGCUGGAGACUGGCUGGAGGCCAACUUCUCAGACCUGGUCUUCACCUACUGACUGACCCGGACCCGGAGGACCCGGACCCACAGGGACCCAAAGAAGGAACCGUUUUCUCCAACAGGGUUUUUAUCCGUUUAAUUUCUGUCUCUCAGGUCCGACCCACAAACCCGGAACCAGCAAGCAGCGUAAAACCAGGACCUGGUCUAGAUACCAGGACCUGGUCCAGACUUUGAUCCCGAACCCA
Molecule: messenger RNA, 1385 nt
Organism: Cyprinodon variegatus (sheepshead minnow)
Lineage: Eukaryota; Metazoa; Chordata; Actinopteri; Cyprinodontiformes; Cyprinodontidae
Gene: sox11b
Product: transcription factor SOX-11-like
Exons: 2
Coding region: 140-1198 (352 amino acids)
Biological process (GO): negative regulation of transcription by RNA polymerase II; anatomical structure morphogenesis; positive regulation of transcription by RNA polymerase II
Molecular function (GO): DNA-binding transcription activator activity, RNA polymerase II-specific; RNA polymerase II cis-regulatory region sequence-specific DNA binding
Source: RefSeq, a predicted model, not a curated record